Molecule: messenger RNA, 1069 nt
Organism: Cladocopium goreaui
Lineage: Eukaryota; Dinophyceae; Suessiales; Symbiodiniaceae
Source: the annotation of a GenBank genome assembly
GUUGAUUCGAACCUCCGUUCGGUGGCAGCUACGCUGAAGGAACCAUGGAUGCAGCCAAAAUCUGCAGCUUUGGUUUUGCGCUGAUUGGCGCGUGGUUGCUGGGAUACAGGCCGUUGCUGCAUACCCCAUGCCGGUCUGCGGCAGAGGUGCUCACAACUUUGGUCAGCGGUGCAUCCCUGGCGCUCUUGGCGCCUUUCAUGCCGUGGCCCCCACCGCCCGGGAGCGUCAUCACGUUGGCUGUGAUCGGCAUGCUGCUUAGUGCCGGUACUCCAUGUGGAUCGCUGUUCUCAGCACUCCUGCUGUCCUUGAGCCUAGGCGUCGGGCUGGCCGGAUACUUUUGGCAGCUUGGGCUGUGCAACGCAGCGGAGUCAGGACCUGUGUCAGAUGUUCACGGGAUUUUUCUGAGCCUCAUGGCGGUGAUUUUCGUGCUAGCCUUUGUGUGCACUCCAGGGAUUGCAGGGCCGGGCACCAUGAAGGUGGUCUUGGCGCCAUGUUUAGGAGCUUUGCUUUUCACCUGUGGCAUAGCUGGAUUAGUGAAGGAGAAAUUUGCCCUCACAAUCCCGGAGCUCCUGCAGGCUUCCUGCGAACCGAGCCCACAGAAGUGGCGCAGCUUUGGACUUUGGGCUGUGAUCUCGUUGUGUGGUAUUGCCAUGCAACUGAUUUUCCUCCGCAGCGCGAAAGGCGAACAACAGGAUGGUCGCCUAGUCGAGCGGCUGCUGGCGGUUGAGGAGGGCCAGGAACGCCAGAGUGAGACUGCUGGCGUGGCCAACAUUCCACGUCCUGGCGCUGGUGGAGAGGGAGGCAAAAACAGGUACGACACCUUAAGAAAGGCCAUCGAUGCACCCGAAGAUGCGGACCUGUCGCAUCUCUCUGAAGUUGAUCGCAAGAUCGUGGAGAUCUGCCGGAAGGACGAAGAGGAACGUGACCGUGUCCUGUGGGGAGGAGGGCUGAUUUGAGGCCGAGUACGGUCGGGCCCCCCCGUGCGCCGCCAAUUUUUGCUCAUCCACAACAUGUGGUGCUGGAGAUCAAUGCACCUGGGAAGGAUGAGAUGAAAGACUUCUGGGGGUGG